Puntigrus tetrazona (Sumatra barb) is the source of this 2597-nucleotide messenger RNA. RefSeq names its product DnaJ heat shock protein family (Hsp40) member B9a (gene dnajb9a). Gene Ontology annotation, molecular function: misfolded protein binding; protein-folding chaperone binding. Gene Ontology annotation, cellular component: endoplasmic reticulum. The transcript has 3 exons. The coding region runs from base 88 to 741 and encodes 217 amino acids. NCBI's taxonomy places the organism in Eukaryota, Metazoa, Chordata, Actinopteri, Cypriniformes, Cyprinidae. The record is from RefSeq and is a predicted model, not a curated record.
AGAAUUGCGAGUCGUGUUGUACUGCCCAAAUAUUAAAAACACCAUUCAGUUUUGGUCAUUUUUAACGGUGCUGUCAAAGAGACCAGCAUGGCCACGGCACAGUCAACACUGAUGGUCGCAGUGUGCAUUUUGAUGAUAACAGAGCUCAUACUGGCCAAAAAGGACUACUAUGACAUCCUCGGUGUGCCAAAAGAUGCUUCCGAACGUCAGAUCAAGAAGGCUUUUCACAAGCUUGCCAUGAAAUAUCACCCUGACAAGAACAAGAGCCCCGAUGCGGAAACCAGAUUUCGAGAGAUUGCAGAAGCAUACGAAACGCUAUCGGAUGACAAAAGACGGCGGGAGUACGACCAAUCAGGAUACAACGCAUUCAGCAAUGAAGACAUGAACAAAGGAGGAGGGCAGCGUUUUCGUCAUUCUUUUGAUUUUAACUUUGACGACAUGUUCAGAGACUUUGACAUCUAUAGCCAAAACAGGAAUGCCCGUCCAAAACGGCACUUUGACGAGCACUUCAGGGCCCACCAGCAAGCGCACAACCGCCAUAAGAGACACUUCCAAGGUAAUUUUGAUACCGGAGUCUUUGAGGACAUGUUUGAAGACAUGGAGAAGAUGUUUACAUUCGACCGACACAUAAAAAGGACAGAGAGCAGGUUUCAGGGCACAGCCAAACAGCACUGCAGAACUGUGACCCAGCGAAGAGGAAACAUGGUCACCACGUACACUGAUUGUACCUCAUCCUCCUGAACAUCAGACUGGACCAUCACACUUUUUAUUUUAUGCCUGAUUUAAAUGGAGUUCUUGAUUUGCUGCUGUGAUAAGUGGGGUUUGAUUUUACACUUGACUGAUCUGUUAUUUAUGAUGAUGAUGAGGUUUCAUUGGUUUGAUUAAGACUUCUAUUUAACGCUAUGUCAGAUAGUAGCCUCUUAAAGGAAUAGUACACCCCAAAACGAACAUUUUCUGAAAAUGUACUCGCCCAUCGAAGAUGCUGAUGUGUUUGGUUCUUCAUCGAAACAAAAUUGGAGAAAAUUAGCAUUACAUCACUUGCUCACCAAUGGAUCCUCUGCAGCGAAUGGGUGCCGUCAGAAUGAGAGUCCAAAAAGCAGAUAAAGACAUCACAAUAAUCCACACUACUCCAACUUCAAUUAAUGUCUUGUAAAGUGAAGUAUAUUGGACUGUUUUCUCUUGUAAACUGUGCUUGAUCUGUGCAUAUUUCUCUUCUAAUGGAGACCAGAUUACUUUUUCAUAGGAAAAGUUAGUUUUAUGAACGGAGGACUCGUAUUUUAGCUGGAACUAACAGUUUGAAGUUAAAACGUCUUUUUGAUGGAUUUGUUUUUCACAGAAAAUACAGCAUUUCAAUUCACAAGACAUUAACUGUUGAAUUGGAGUUGUGUUGUGGGCUAUUUAUCAGCUUUUCAACCUUCUUUCAAGCGGUAGUCAUUCAUUGCAAAAAUAUGUAUCUUCAGCAUAUUUUCAUUUAUGUGAGUGAACCAUUCCUUUAAUAGCUUAAGAGUGUAUUUUUGGGGCGUUUGUUGGGUUGGUUGUCGUCUUAGCAGCACUAAAUUAAAAAAAUAAAUGUUCUUAAAUUACAAAUAACAAAGUAUAUUCGAUGACCCUCUACUAUUAGUGUGCAUUUGUUUAAAUUGCACUUUAUUGAUCAUGAAACAAGUUCUAUGCACAAAAAGAUGCAUAGUUAGCUACUGAAAUCCCCUACUGUACUGAAAGAACAAAUACACUUAAUUCCUGAAUCACAAUUUGCCGAAAGCAUCAGACGGAUAAUUUAGCUCUUCCAUUAUUUUGUCAAUCCAAGGUUGCAUGUUUUGUGUUGUGCGUAUGAAUCUUUGGGAUUCACAUCUUCAUGAACUGGUCUAUUAUUUGUAUGUGAUGCUAAACAAAUGUUUGCUGCAUUGCUGUGAAUAAUAUAGUUCAUUAUAUACAAGUAGUUUCUUUCAAACUCUGUUAGAUAGAGAGGUGCCUUUCCCACUCGUUGUGGUAGACUGAGUUUAAUGUAAUCAGAUUGGAGCACUUUCAUGACCUCGUCUGUAUUAUAGUUUGCAUGGCUGAGAGAAACUAGGUCUCAGUUUUUGUCAUGGACGUUGGUCACCCGGUUGGGUUUGUAAACAGCUUUUGUUUUAGGAACGUACAACAAGUCUGACAUUGUUCUCUGAGCCAAAGUGUAUUUUGGCUGAACAUUUUGUAUGUUUGUAAAAAAAACGCUGUUACAUGAGUUGUUUUUUAUAUGGCAGUGUUACCCCUAAAAUAAGGCGAGGGGAAUGUACCAACUUAGCAUUUGCCUGAGAAUGUUUUUUUUUUUUUUUUUUUUUUUUUUUUUUUUUGUAAAUACAAUGUAUAACCCAGCUGUGUUCUUGUAUGACUUCACCUGUGACCUGUUUUGUUGAAUAAUCCUGUGUGCAAUAUUUAAAGGCAGCUCUCGUGUCGUUUUCACUGUUACCCGCUGACAUAGUUGUUAUGAAAUGAGUCUCGGUAGACUCAUCUGGCACUUUCUUCAUUGUAAUCCUAUGGAUGAAAAAUAAAUCUGAAAUAGGCUGUUUAAACCCAGAUGUACGUAUACUUGGGUUAACAAUAAAUAGUGUUGAAAACUA